This is a messenger RNA of Daldinia caldariorum, 1669 nucleotides long. Its product is annotated as NAD(P)-binding protein. The record is from RefSeq and is a predicted model, not a curated record. The transcript has a single exon. The coding region runs from base 261 to 1370 and encodes 369 amino acids. NCBI's taxonomy places the organism in Eukaryota, Fungi, Ascomycota, Sordariomycetes, Xylariales, Hypoxylaceae.
CCGCAUCGUGGAAUCUAUCCAGACAUUCACAAACUCAACUACUCGUUUUCAACGUGAUGAUUACAAAUUCCCAAACGGACUUCUACAACGUCAAUUGUUCGUGGAGAUAGAACUUGGAGGGAGAUAGUAUAAAUAGAUACAUAAAGUCUGACCCUCAUCCUGACUUAAAAAUGACGGUCCAAAGCGUAAACAAGACUCCAAAACUACCUCGGUACCUAGACCUGGCCGAGAUACCUGCAUAACGCUUCAGUGACGUCAUAAUGGCUACACCUACACCUAUACCACCAUCCGCAUCUGCAUCCGCAUUCCCAUCCUCAUCCCUAUCCCCACCCCCCCAGAAAUCCGUCUUCGUCACCGGCGCAAAUGGCUACAUCGGCUCCGCCGUAUGCCGGGCCUUCGUCCGCGCCGGCUGGCGCGUGUACGGCCUGAUCCGGCGUCCCGAAGCAGCCGGGGCCUUAUACGCAGAGGAAAUCAUCCCCGUCAUCGGGUCCAUAACCCCCGACGCCACCUUUCCCGAUGCCCUCGCUAGACACGCCCCAACCCUCGACGUCAUCGUCUCCUGCACCCAGCAAUUCCCCUUCGCGCCGCACUUCGCCGCCACCCUCUCCCUCGUCCGCAAACUCGCCGCUACCUCCGUCGCAAACAGCGGCGGCCGUCGCCGCCCCCUCGUCCUCGUCACCUCCGGCUGCAAGGACUACGGGGCGACCGGCGUCCACGGAUCCGCCGGGCUGGCGCCGCACGUCGAGACCUCGCCCCUCGCGCCGCUGGACAUAAUCCGGGACCGCGCCCUCGAGUCGCUGCGGGUCUUCGAGCACGGGGACUUGUUCGACGCGGCGGUGCUGCGGCCGACGCCCGUGUACGGCUACGACAGCAGCUACUACGAGGUAGCCUUCGAGGCGGCGGCCGCGGCCGCGGCGUCGAAAGAAGUCCUGGAGCUGCCGUUCGACUUCGGCACGAUCGUCCACGGGUGCCACGUCGACGACUGCGCGGAGGCGUACGUCGCGCUGGCGGAGCACGCGGACCGCGGCGCCGUCGCGGGGCAGUGCUUCAAUGUCUCGGGCGCGCGGUACGAGACGCUGGGGAUGAUCGCGGGCGCGCUGAGGGCCGAGUACGGGCUGCGCGACGUGGUGCGGGCGCCGGCCGGGGGCGCCGAGGUCGAUUGGUCCUUGUACAUCUCGCUUGGCCACAGCCAGUGGGUUGAUAGUACCAAGAUCCGGCGGCUGACGGGGUGGACGGAUAAGAGGCUGCCCUUCUGGGAGAACAUACAUGUGCACCGCAUGGCGUACGAGGAGGCGGCCCGGAGGGACCAUGAGGGCGUGCUGAGGGUUAGGGACACGUUGAAACAUGUGCUUGCUGGUACAAAGAAAUAGGCUGAGGUUGCUCGCACAAUCUUGAAAGGGAUUUAGAUAAUUUUAUAAUGUAUCUUUGCCUACCUCACUGACGUUCAAGUAUUUGACAACCGUUGAAAAAUAUCUAUUAGUUUGGGACCUAAGCUCGGACUUUUAGAAUAUACAAGUUUUCGGAAGUGAAAAAGAAGGAUAUACAUAGGAAUUGUUCAAAGACGAAAUUGCUUUUUCUAUUCCCGUCCAUCGUGACUCGACUUUCCAUACCAACCCGUGUCCAAACCUGUCGUAGUUUUUCAUUGAUACCUGUCACUGGUAUUUUUCGA